Messenger RNA from Ascoidea rubescens DSM 1968, 2145 nucleotides. RefSeq names its product CoA-acylating methylmalonate-semialdehyde dehydrogenase. Gene Ontology annotation, biological process: L-valine catabolic process; thymine catabolic process. Gene Ontology annotation, cellular component: mitochondrion. Lineage: Eukaryota; Fungi; Ascomycota; Saccharomycetes; Ascoideales; Ascoideaceae. The coding region runs from base 403 to 2046 and encodes 547 amino acids. Gene Ontology annotation, molecular function: malonate-semialdehyde dehydrogenase (acetylating, [NAD(P)+]) activity; methylmalonate-semialdehyde dehydrogenase (acylating, NAD+) activity. The record is from RefSeq and is a predicted model, not a curated record. The transcript has a single exon.
AAAUUGAAAAAUUCCAAAAAAUUAGAACCCUAAAUUACACGUGAUGUGUUUAUUUUUAUUGGAAAAUUGAAGUUUGUAUGGUAUUAUUUAUCGUUUUUGUCGAAUUUAUUGUCUCCAUAAAAUGCAAUUCAGUUGAAUAGAGAAAGAGAGGAGCUCGGCAUUGGCUUCCCAUCAGAAUGGGAGUUAAAUUCAAGAUAAACCAAUUAUCAUCAGCAAAUGGAUUGAAGAACAAAGUAAAAAGCAGUAGAUUAGAAUAUUAAUUUGGUAUUGAUGAUGAUAUAAAUUUGGUAUAAAAUCCACUCUUUAAUUUUCAAUUUCAAUUUCAAUUUCCAUUUUUAUUAUUAAUAUCAAUAUUAAUAAAAGAUUGUUAAUAUAAUAUAAUAUAGUAUAUUAUUAAUUAAAAUGAUUUCUAGAUUAAUGAUUAGAAAAGGAUAUGGAUUAGGUAGAUUUGAAUUGAAUCUAAAUAAUUUAAGAUAUUAUAACACAGUUAAACUCAAUUCAACAUGGGAUAGAUAUACUAGAGAACAUACCAAAAAAAAAGAUAAACCGUAUAUUACACCAUCUUUUCUUAAUAAUGAAUUGAUUGAAUCAAAAUCUAAAGAAUGGUUUGAUAUUCAUGAUCCAUCUACGAACUAUGUUGUUGGAAGAGUUCCCCAGUCUACUGUUGAGGAAUUAAACGAGGCUAUUGAAUCAGCGGAUGAAGCAUUUAAGAAAUUUAGCAAGGUUUCGAUAAUCAAGAGACAGCAAAUUGCGUUCAAAUAUGUGGAGUUAUUAAGGAAAAACAUGGAUAGAAUUGCAGGUAGUAUUGUUCUUGAACAAGGAAAGACGUUUUCGGAUGCAAAGGGAGAUGUGUUGAGGGGGAUACAAGUGGCAGAAGUAGCGUGUAGUUGCACGUCAGAUUUGUUGGGGAGUGUUUUAGAGGUAUCAAAAGAUAUGGAGACCAAAAUGAGUCGAAAGCCAAUUGGAGUGGUUGGGUCGAUAUGUCCAUUUAAUUUUCCUGCGAUGAUACCACUUUGGACGUUGCCAUUGAUUAUAGUUAGUGGGAACAGUACAGUUAUUAAACCGUCAGAGAGGGCACCUGGGGCGUCGAUUAUUAUAGCUGAAUUGAGCAAAGAGGCAGGGGUGCCCAGUGGGGUUGUUAAUGUUGUUCAUGGGAAGAAUUUGACGGUUGAUACAUUGAUUGAGCACCCGAAGGUGAAGGGGAUAACGUUUGUUGGAGGAGACAAAGCCGGAAGGUAUAUAUAUGAAAAGAGCAGUAAAUACGGGAAAAGGUGUCAAGCCAAUUUAGGAGCGAAGAAUCAUUUGGUUAUUAUGAAGGAUGCAAAUAAGGAGCAGUUUAUUAAUGGAGUAAUCGGGGCAGCAUUUGGAGCCGCAGGACAAAGGUGUAUGGCUAUCUCAGUGUUGGUAUGUGUUGGAGAAAGUGAAAAAUGGAUAAAGGAAUUGAUUAGAGAAAGCAAGAAACUAAAAGUUGGAAGUGGAUUUGAUGAGAAAAGUGAUUUAGGACCAUUGAUAUCGAAGGAAGCGUUGGAUAGAGCGAUUGAAAUAAUCGGGUAUAGUGAAAAGAAAGAAGGAGCUAAAGUGUUAUUAGAUGGUAGGAAGUUUAGGAGCAAAGAGUUGCCUAAUGGGAAUUUUCUUGGGCCCACUAUAUUGGGAGAGGUUAAGCCUGGGAUGAGGUGCUAUGAAGAAGAAAUAUUUGGGCCAGUGUUGAGUGUUAUUCUGGUAGAGACCUUGGACGAAGCAAUUGAGAUAGUCAACGGGAACAAAUAUGGGAAUGGGUGUUCAAUUUUCACUACAAGUGGAAUUAAUGGCCAAAAAUUUGAAAAUGAAGUGGAAGUGGGACAAGUUGGAGUCAAUGUAGCGAUUCCAGUGCCAUUACCAAUGUUUGGGUUUACAGGCAGUAAAGAGUCGUUUUUGGGAGACUUGAAUUUUUAUGGCAAAUCAGGGCUAGCCUUUUUAACUCGACCUCACACAGUGACUAAAUUAUGGAAAACGAGCGAUAAGCUAGAGAAAAAUGGACCAUCGACGUCUAUGCCAGUGAACACGUGAGACACCGAAGUAUAUAGGUAGAGAUAUGUGAGUACGAUAUAGUGAACGGAUGACAAUUGAUUAUAUCUGAAUUGAAACUUACCAAUAGCGGCAAUGGAA